AAUGUGAGAACCUACUCUCUCUCCCUAUUGUUUCUGUCUUAUUCACAGUAAAAUACCUGCUGCUAUAUAUUCAAUUAAGAAAGCAAUAACAACAAGAAUAAUAAUAAUAGUGUAGCUAUGGUGAGAACCCCUUUGUGUGACAAGAGUGGAAUGAGGAAGGGCACGUGGACACCUGAGGAAGACAAGAAGUUGGUCGCUUAUGUUACUAGGUAUGGUUGCUGGAAUUGGCGUCUUCUCCCAAAGUUUGCAGGUCUUGAAAGGUGUGGCAAGAGUUGCAGACUUAGGUGGAUGAACUACCUCAGACCCAACAUCAAAAGAGGCAACUACACUCCAGAAGAAGAGGAUACUAUCAUCACACUUCACCAAACCCUUGGCAAUAGAUGGUCCCUAAUUGCGGCGAAUUUACCAGGAAGAACUGAUAACGAGAUAAAGAAUCACUGGCACACUGUUCUGAAGAAGCGUAUUCAAGACAAGUCGUCGUCAGGCACAGGCAAAGGUAGUAAAGCCGGAAAAGCUAAAGCUUCUUACAAAGUAAAGAAUAAUAAUAAUAAUAAUUAUGACUCCCCAACAACACUAAUGGAGCAAGAUUUCAAUAACAUUGGUGCUAGUUGUGAUGAUCGCCGUCAUAAUAAUAGCCCAUUGUCUCCACAACCAUCCUCUAGCGGUUUCUCUUGCGUAACAACAGAUACUGAAACCGCCGCUAUAAACCAUGAGGAUAAUAAUUUAAUUAUUCUAGAGAAUAAUAAUAAUGAUUACGGCGAGCUUGGUUUCUUUGAUGCAUAUGAUGAGCCAGUAAGUGCAGAUUUCUGGACAGAACCAUAUCUGAUUGACUUUUCCUAUGUCCCACCCAGUAGUGAAGAAUACUUUCUUAACCCUAUUUGGGAUAUAGAAUUCUGGGGCCAGAAUAGCUUAUACCUGGAAUGAGGGUACGUUAAUCAGAAUCUGGGAUAUGAUAUCUGUAAUUAUUCCAUGUAUGUAUAUGUAUAUAGUCAUGUGGGUGUGUUCAUAUUCCUGUAUGUUUAUAGUUGUACCAUCAUCAUCAAUAAUAAUAUAUGACAAUAUUUUAUG
Arachis duranensis is the source of this 1068-nucleotide messenger RNA. Its product is annotated as transcription factor MYB13. The transcript is spliced from 2 exons. Lineage: Eukaryota; Viridiplantae; Streptophyta; Magnoliopsida; Fabales; Fabaceae. The record is from RefSeq and is a predicted model, not a curated record. Bases 118 to 924 code for a protein of 268 amino acids.